Paramacrobiotus metropolitanus is the source of this 1482-nucleotide messenger RNA. Its product is annotated as zinc metalloproteinase nas-14-like. The record is from RefSeq and is a predicted model, not a curated record. The coding region runs from base 70 to 1374 and encodes 434 amino acids. NCBI's taxonomy places the organism in Eukaryota, Metazoa, Tardigrada, Eutardigrada, Parachela, Macrobiotidae. The transcript has 6 exons. Gene Ontology annotation, molecular function: zinc ion binding; metalloendopeptidase activity. Gene Ontology annotation, biological process: proteolysis.
UAAAGUAUCCGUGGAACGACAUUAGGCACAGCCGCACAGGCAUUUGCAUCCCUCUGCCGAGCCGCAACCAUGACGAGAAUUUCGCUCUUCCUUUCCGCCUUCUUUUUGCUGGCGUUGGUAACCAUUGGCCAGGCGCCGGCGUCGAGGUCUGUGAGCAAAGUAGAUGGACUCCGUUCAAAAGCCGCUUCCACUCCCGCUGGAAAGGCUCCCAUUCCAGCAGCCAAUCGGAAACCGGCGGACAAGGAAGUGCAUAAACCAUUGCCGUCUGUGAACGGCUUAAAGCGAGUACAAGCUACACCACCGAACCGCCACCGGCUAUCACCACCGGAACGCAUGGUCAAUAAAAAUCUAAAGUUAGAGAAGGAUGCGUCAGUGUUGGAGGGUGUGAAGAUCCCCUUAUUCGAGGGAGACAUUGCCGGGAUUCGCCAACCAAGCGAAACACGCACCGCUUUGCAAAGCCGAUUGAAAAGCGCCAUCCUCGACGGUAGCAACCAGUGGGUGGGAGCUUGCGUUUAUUACAUCAUCGAUCCUACUUUCACGGAGGACGAGCGCCAAGUUAUCUAUGAUGGUAUGAAUGAGUUUUAUUACAAAGUCGAGGCAGUGCAAUUCCUCGAGCGAAUGGAUGAGCCGGAUUAUAUUUAUAUCUACCGUGGAAAUGUCGGCUCAGGAUGCUGGAGCUAUGUCGGUCGGCAGGGCGGAAUGCAAUAUGUCAAUCUGGAGCCAGACUGCGUAUACUUCAACACGGUUGUCCAUGAGUUAAACCACGCCAUCGGAUUCUGGCAUGAACAAUCGCGUUCUGACCGGGAUAAUUACGUCGAUAUCAACUGGGAUAACAUUCCUGAAGAGAACCAGCACAAUUUCCUGUCAUACGACACCUCGGAAAUCACCCAUUACAAUCAUCCAUACGACUUUGGCUCAAUCAUGCACUACACUUGGAAUUCUUUCGGUAUCGAUCCCAACAUCUGGACGGUCUGGGCCAAAUAUCCCAUGGCCGAACAGCACUCUAUCACGCAAUCGUACGGUCUGAGCGCCAUGGACGCACAGGAUCUCAAUCGGAUGUACCGGGUCUGCGGCACGGUAUACACCGACAAUCCGUACGGGGAAGACGGCUCUUAUAGUACCUGGUUCAUGAACGGGGAGGUAAGCUCGCUGCACGCGGAGUGGUACGAUGUCAUCUCGUACGUCAUACUCAAUCAUGGAUGUUAUAUCGGCAUGUAUCGUUUCGGCGAUCACACUGGGUACCUGGGUGAGCUGCACGCUCUGGCGGCGACCUCCUUAGAUUCCAAUGGGGAAACAGUGGUGUAUGGUGAGUUUGAUCUGGCCGGUACCAGCUGGGACAAUGAUGUCCGUUCGGUGUACUGCUUUUGCAAUUAAGACUGUUGACUCUGAUGUACUCUGCUAGCGGAAAGGCCAAUGUUGGUGAAAAGAUAUUAAAAGAUGACCGGUGUGAGAAUGGUUUUGCAAUUAAAGCUGUGUGUACUG